GUUCCCUUGUUUGUAAUCAUUCUGAGCUAUUUAGUUCUUCAAGUUCUUUGGGGCUAAGUGACAGGAUUUCUCUAAGUCUUUCAUUUCUGGAAUACUUUGGACGUUCUUAUGUCAGAUGGAACUUUUGCCUUGUUACAGAUAUGAACAAUGACCAUAGUUAACAAGCCAAAAUCUUCAAAGUCUAAAAAAUCUUCCUCAAGACGGUCUGAGAAAUCUAUGAAACCCCGUACUAAAAAAAUGACAUCACGCACUGCAAGUUUGGGCCGGGUACCUCCUACAGAAGAUCCAAACAAAGUCUCUGUGGACAAAGGUCCUGGGGGGCAUAUUUAUUGUAGAUCAUCUCAAAAAUCAAAGCCUUUUGCCCAAAGAGAUCUAGUUGUUAAUGAUGGGAUUGCUCCGCCACAAAGAAUUCUUUUUCCGCCUGAGAAAAUCUGUAUGGAUUGGCAACAAACACAAAGUGUUGGAGUUGGGCUGCAGAACCUCGGCAACACAUGUUUCCUUAAUUCUACUCUCCAGUGUUUGACCUACACGCCUCCUCUUGCCAAUUACAUGCUUUCACUUGAGCACACCAAGUCAUGUCAUGUGGAGGGAUUCUGUAUGAUGUGCACAAUGGAAAGUCACAUCAACCAGGUCCUGUGUUGCUCUAAUAAUGCCAUCAAACCUACAUCUGUUAUCAAUGGCCUUAAAAGAAUAGGAAAACAUUUCCAUUUUGGCAGUCAAGAGGAUGCACAUGAAUUCUUAUGCUUCACUGUUGAUGCUCUACAGAAAGCUUGCUUGAAUGGAAGCACCAAAUUAGACAGAUCUUCUCAAGCCACCACACUUAUUUAUCAGAUAUUUGGAGGAUAUCUAAGAUCUCGAGUAAAGUGCUUGAACUGCAAAGCAGUGUCGGAUACCUACGAGCCAUUUCUCGACGUUACUUUGGAUAUAAAGGCAGUUACAUCUGUCACCAGAGCUCUAGAACAAUUUGUGAAACCGGAACAGCUGGACGGUGAAAACAGCUAUAAGUGUAGCAAGUGUAAAAAGAUGGUUCCAGCGUCAAAGAGAUACACGAUACAUCGCUCUUCCAAUGUUCUCACAAUAUCACUGAAAAGAUUUGCAAAUUUUACAGGUGGAAAGAUCAACAAGGAUGUAAAAUACCCUGAAUAUUUGGAUCUUCGAGCAUAUAUGUCCCAAUCUAUUGGAGAACCCCUCAUCUAUGCUUUAUAUGCAGUUCUUGUACAUAGUGGCUUCAACUGUAAUGCUGGACACUAUCUCUGCUUCAUUAAGGCUGGUAAUGGACUUUGGUACCGAAUGAAUGAUGCCUCAGUAGAGCUUUCUGAUAUCAAAACAGUUCUCAAUCAGCAAGCUUAUGUACUUUUUUAUAUCAGGCGUUACGAUCUGACGCUGGGGGAGAGAGCCUUUUACCUGCCUGCGCCCUCCUACCCCCGCUCCUUCCUCGGCCAGCGCGGGGCCAACAGCAAGCAGGCUGCCUUCAUGGGACCACGGCUUCCUCCUCACAUGAUGAAGAGUUCAAGCCGUUUAAAUGGGAAUGCACCCUUAAAAGAGGAUCCCAGUACUGUUGGUGUUGCCGUAAAAAGGCCAUCUUCAGCUCCACCUACAGCUUGUGUUCAAAACUGGGCCAUUUCCAGGCCUUCAAUGACAGACCCUUCCAAGCCCCAGAAGAUCACCAUCAGUAUUCACAACAAGCUGCCCGCACGGCAGGCACUGCCGCACGAGUGUCCGAGCAGCGCUGUGGAGGAGGAGGAUCUGAAGCCCCUUCCUUCAGCCACAGUUACAAACUCUUCCACAGCAGAGCCUACCUCAAACCUCUCCACGGUGUCAGUUGCUACUAAUGUCUCCAAGCAGGAGGUUCCUGAUGAAAUCUUUGUUGAGCCAGCAGUGAAUGGAAACCCUAAGCUCUGUUCUGAUAGCGUGGUCCCUUACGGUGCAGAACCUUCAGGAAAAUCCGAGGAGUCAAAGGGCUUGUUCAAAAGGAAUUGCAACGUCAUAUCUUCCAAUGGAAUUCUGAUUGGGAAGGUGGUCCGUACAUUGCAUAAUUCCCAUUCAUCCUGUCAGAAUGUUGAAGAAAGAUCCCAGCAUGAGCUGCCAAAACUUGAUUCCUUAAAUGGUGCUAUUAGUUUAGAUAAUGAAUAUAAAGAAAAUGGACUGAAACUUGAUGAUUCCACUUGCCAAGUCCAACCCAUUAAACCUUCUGAGAUUUUCUUCUCUAAAGCAAAUGGAGUGCUUGAAACGAUGCCUAAAGCUUUGUCACCAGAUCCUCAAGGUAUCUUAGAAUCUCUUACAUACAGCCAGUUGAACAGCUUGUCAGAGGAAAAAAGUGUCUCUGGACCUCAGAAAUCUGACAAUGAUGGAGUUAUGGAAACUGUAGUGAUGGAAGCACUGUUUGCCUACGAAGAAUCCAGGAAGGUUCCAUCCAACUUUAGCUGUGAGGUUGAGAAACUUUUUACUCAAUCAGAUUCUGAAACCAUUUUUACCAAAGAAGAAGUUGCUGAAAGUAUUAUAACAAAAGCUGAUAAUGCACAUCUCAAUAUCAAUGGUCAGCACAAGGUUAGGAAAAAAUCUUUGGAUACUGAAAGUGAAUUCCUUGGGCAGUGUGAGUCUGAAGACAUCAGAGAUAAAGACAAACUAAGAAGAUCAAAAGAACCUGAACUCAUUUCAAAAGAAAAUCCUUUGUACAUCAAAGGGUCUCCUGAGAGCAAAGAGAAAUUAGGGCAAACUUCCUCUAUAAAGCCUGACAUUGAAUGUAGUUCUAAAAAACUGGCAUCUCUAGAUAUUACAGAUAAAUGCCAAGAUACAAAGGACAUUUCUAACAACUAUGUAGAGGUACCACCCGUUAACGACUCUUCUAUUACAAAGCUGGAUAAAGUAUUGGAAAGUCAAUUUUCUAGAGCAGAUGAGGGACUGAGUAAUAAAAUAUGUGAAGAUGAUGAUAAACAUAUUAAAAAAAAUAAGAAAAAAAUCCACGACUCUAAAAGAACUGACAAAGAGCACUACCGGAGGAAGAGAGAAAAUUCGGACACUGAGGAGAAGGAGAGGCAAACCAGAAACAAAUCAGACGAUCAUUCCCACAGGAGGAGGAGCUCUCACAGCGUGGAAACAAACAAGCAAAGCCGUCAUAAGCAGGAAUACUGCAGUGAGAGCAAGUACAGAUCCUCCCACAACGAAAGAAACAGCCCCAGUAAUGGCAGGAGCUCAGGAAAAUAUUCUCGUUACAGAUCCCGGAGCAGAGAAAGGACAGAUCCAGACAGGAAUAGGUAUUAUUAUUCCAAAGGAGACAGACCUUGGAUUAGAGAAAGAUACUAUCAAGAUGAACCACGGAGAUGGGAAAAGUGCAGAUACUACAAUGAUUAUUAUUCCUCCCAUGGAACAAGGGAUGGUAGGGAGAGGAAGUCCUCUCAUUGUGAUAAAGACUAUGACAAAUUGAGCCAAGCUUACAGCAGGUCACACAAGGAUUAUCAUUGCAAAAGCAGAUGGGCUCACAGCACACUCUCCCGAGAGGAGGAUGUGCAUCACUUCAGCAGUCACAGAGCAAACUUCCACCAUUGUUCAGUACCUCAGCAGCACUUGGAAAAAUACUCCCGUGAAAGGCAUGGACUUCCACAGGUGUCAGCUCACUCAAAUUAUGAGGACUCUUCCCGGGAAAAUGAAAAACUAAGAAAUGGCAAAAGAAAAUACUCCCACCAAGAAGAAAGUGAAAGUGACAUAGAAAAGAAAUGCCGAAAGACAGAUGACCAAAGAAUCAAAAAGUAUAAGAAGGUCAAGAAGAAAAAGAAGUCCAAAGAUAAACAUCGAGAGAAGGAUUACAAACUUUAUGAUUUGGAUUGCUCUGUGCUCCACUUUGACAAUGACAAUCGCAAACAUAAGAAAAAGAAGAAGAAGAAGCAGCACGACAGGAAACUGAAGGAUUUAUUGGAAUAUUUAGAUCCUCAUUUCCAGAAGAAAACAUGGGAGAAGGAAGAGUCCCGUCCUCCAGAUGACCAUUUAUGUGAGCAAUACAGAAACCAGGGCAGUAAACAACCCUACAAGGAAGAGAAGCCUUCUGGUGCAGGUGACAGCAAGAAAUACAGCUCCAUGGCAUCCACUGAGUAUGUCAGAGGUGAGGAGCUGACUGAAGAAAGCCUUCAAUACUCAGACUGAACCCACCACCAACCCCAAGGACUUCUGACCACCAACCCCAACAACCCUUCACUUUCAAAACCAACAACUUCUCAUCAUCAAAACCAACUUCUUACCUUCAAACCUGACAUUACCGAUAAUGACCAUCAAAACUUAAAAUUUAUUAUCAAUUACCAUCAAGACAA
Molecule: messenger RNA, 4301 nt
Organism: Cinclus cinclus
Lineage: Eukaryota; Metazoa; Chordata; Aves; Passeriformes; Cinclidae
Gene: USP42
Product: ubiquitin specific peptidase 42
Exons: 16
Coding region: 148-4137 (1329 amino acids)
Biological process (GO): regulation of apoptotic process; protein deubiquitination
Cellular component (GO): nucleus; cytosol
Molecular function (GO): cysteine-type endopeptidase activity; cysteine-type deubiquitinase activity
Source: RefSeq, a predicted model, not a curated record